AGCCGAGAGCGCAGCCGCGGCUUCCAGGUUUCCACCGGCAGCACUGCAGAGGCAGUGAGUCCGCGCUGUCGACCGCUGCUGCGUCCCCGCCUGGCACUCCACGCGCACCUGCCCACCUGCCCACCUGCCGGUUCCACCGCACCGCCGCGCGGAUCUGGGGGUCCCUGUGGCCAACCCGGUUGCUGUCAGGCACGUUGCUGCAGACCCUGCUACUCCGAGGCACGGACAGUGGUACUCACAUAGCACCUGUUGAGCAGAGAACAGCAACCUGUCCGUCUACUUGGGAGAACCUCUCCUUUUCUGAGAAGGAAAGAUGUCGAACGGGUAUUCUGCAGAUGAGAGUUUCCAAUAUCUCAUCUCGUGCUUCCGGGCCAGAGUGAAAAUGUACAUCCAGGUGGAGCCCGUGCUGGACUACCUGACCUUUCUGCCUGCAGAGGUGAAAGAGCAGAUUCAGAGGACUGCCCUCACUGAGGGGGACAUUUGCGCAGCUGAACUGCUCCUGAGCACCUUGGAGAAGGGAGGCUGGCCCCUAGGCUGGACGAGGUUAUUUGUGGAGGCUCUUCGGAGAACAGGCAACCCUUUAGCUGCCCGCUACAUGAACCCUGAGCUCACAGACUUGCCCUCACCAUCGUUUGAGAAUGAUCAUGAUGAGUGUCUCCAACUGCUGAACCUCCUUCAGCCCACUCUGGUGGACAAGCUUCUGGUUAGAGAUGUCUUGGAUAAGUGUGUGGAGGUGGAACUGUUGACAGUCGAAGACAGAAAUCGGAGAAAAAAUUCAGUGUGGGAGGAACAUGAGUGGGAAUCAUUAUACGUUCUGUUGCAGCCUCAAGUCAAAAUAUUUACCUUCCAGGAAUUUCAUCAGUCAAGUGUGUCUGCUGCAGAACGUGACGGGAACGAAGCGGGUGUGCGAGAACUGCUGAGGCGGAUUGUGCGGAAAGAAAACUGGUUUUCCACCUUCGUGUUGGUUCUGCGGCAGACGGAGAACGGAGCCCUCGCCCUGGAGCUGACGGGCUCCAGCACCUCCGAACCCGGCGCAGAAAAUGAGAAUUUAUCACAAGAAGAUGGUUCUGAAGUUAAAGAGCCGCUUCUUUUAGCCUCAGAUCCGCCAAGUCCGGAGACACAGGGCUGGGACUUGGAGACUAACUCCGUGGAAUCAUCUCUUGCGGAUUCUUCUGCCAUUUCAGAAUCAGACACAAGUUUGGCAGAAGGAAGUGUCAACUGCUUAGAUGAAAGUCUUGGACAUAACAGCAACAUGGGCAGUGAUUCAGGCACCAUGGGAAGUGAUUCAGAUGAAGAGGACAAGGCAGCGAGAGCAUCCCCUGAGCCAGAACUGCAUCUUAGGCCUUACCAAAUGGAAGUUGCCCAACCAGCCUUGGAGGGAAAGAACAUCAUAAUAUGCCUCCCUACAGGGAGUGGGAAAACCCGAGUGGCCGUUUACAUUGCCAAGGAUCACUUGGACAAGAAGAGAAAAGCAUCCAAACCAGGAAAAGUUAUAGUCCUUGUCAAUAAGGUACCAUUAGUUGAGCAGCUCUUCUGCAGAGAGUUUCAACCAUUUUUGAAGAAAUGGUAUUCCGUCACAGGAUUAAGUGGUGAUACCCAAUUGAAAAUAUCAUUUCCAGAAGUUGUCAAAACCCACGAUGUUAUUAUCAGUACAGCUCAAAUCCUAGAAAACUCCCUUUUAAACUCAGAAGGAGGAGAAGAUGAUGGCGUCCAGUUGUCAGACUUUUCCCUCCUCAUCAUUGAUGAGUGCCAUCACACCAAAAAAGAAGUCGUCUAUAAUAACAUCAUGAGGCGCUAUUUGAAACAGAAGUUGAAAAACAAGAAACUUGAGAAAGAAAACAAACCAGCAAUGCCCCUGCCUCAGAUACUGGGACUGACAGCGUCGCCAGGUGUUGGCGGGGCCACCAAGCAGGCCAAAGCUGAAGAGCACAUCUUAAAAAUAUGUGCUAAUCUUGAUGCUUUUACUAUUCAAACUGUGAAAGAAAACACCUGUCAACUUAAAGACCAAAUAAAGGAGCCAUACAAAAAGUUCGUAAUUGCAGAUGACACCAGAGAAGAUCCAUUUAAAGACAAACUUCUGGAAAUAAUGACAAAGAUUCAAACUUUUUGCCAAAUGAGUCCAAUGGCAGAUUUUGGAACUCAACCCUAUGAACAAUGGACCAUUAAAAUGGAUAAAAAAGCUGCAAAAGAAGGAAAUCGCAAAGACCGCCUUUGUGCAGAACAUUUGAGGAAGUACAACGAAGCCCUGCAAAUCAAUGACACAAUCCGAAUGAUUGAUGCAUAUAAUCACCUCGAAACUUUCUAUAAUGAAGAAAAAGAAAAGAAGUUUGCUGUCCUAGAUGAUAGUGAUAAGAGUGGUGACGACGGUGAUGAAGAUGAGAAUGAUGAAAAGAACCCGUCGAAACUGAAUGGGACGGAUGAAUUUCUCAUGAAUUUAUUUAUGGAUAACAAGCAUAUGUUGAAAAAACUGGCCGAAAACCCAAAAUAUGAAAAUGAAAAGCUGACCAAAUUAAGAAAUACCAUAAUGGAGCAAUAUACAAGGACUGUGGAAGCAAGAGGCAUAAUUUUCACAAAAACACGGCAGAGUGCAUAUGCCCUUUCCCAGUGGAUUAAUGAAAAUGAAAAAUUUGCGGAAGUGGGAGUCAUAGCCCACCAUCUGAUUGGAGCUGGGCACGGCAGUGAGUUCAAGCCCAUGACGCAGAAUGAACAAAAAGAAGUCAUUAGGAAAUUUCGCACAGGAAAAAUAAAUCUGCUUAUUGCUACCACAGUGGCAGAAGAAGGUUUGGAUAUUAAAGAAUGCAACAUGGUUAUUCGUUAUGGUCUUGUCACUAAUGAAAUAGCCAUGGUCCAGGCCCGUGGUCGAGCCAGAGCGGACGAGAGCACCUAUAUCCUGGUUGCCCACAGCGGCUCAGGAGUUGUGCAGCGUGAGACAGUUAAUGACUUCCGAGAGAAAAUGAUGUAUAAAGCUAUAGACCGUGUUCAGAAUAUGAAACCAGAGGAGUUUGCUCAUAAGAUUCUGGAGUUACAGAUGCAAAGUAUUAUGGAAAAUAAAAUGAAAAUCAAGAGAAGUAUCGCCAAGCACUACAAGAAAAACCCAUCAUUAAUAAGUUUCCUAUGCAAAAACUGCAGCGUGCUCGCCUGCUCGGGGGGCAGUAUCCACGUGAUUGAGAAAAUGCACCAUGUCAACUUGACGCCAGAGUUCAAAGAACUCUACAUUGUGAGAGAAAACAAAGCACUGAAAAAGAAGUUUGCAGACUAUCAAACAAACGGGGAGAUCAUCUGCAAAGCCUGUGGCCAGGCUUGGGGAACGAUGAUGGUGCAUAAAGGCUUAGAUUUUCCUUGUCUUAAAAUAAAGAAUUUUGUAGUGGUUUUUGAAAAUAAUUCAACAAAAAAACUAUAUAAAAAGUGGGUAGAAUUACCUAUCACAUUUCCUGAUCUUGACUAUUCGGAAUAUUGUGUGAUUAGUGAUGAAGACUGACAGUCAAUUCAGGAUUAUUUUAAAAUAUUGUCAACUUAACAUUCAAUAUGAUUUUGAUUAAUAUUUUAUUUUACUAAGGAACUGAUGUGAGAACAAGUAAAAUAAUGGCCUUACUCUGAGAUGAGCUGUAUAGAGGAAUACAAUAUAUCAUGCUUUCGGUUAUUCAUCUGGUUUAUGGUUUAUGGACAGGGGUAAAGAAAACCUGCCGGUCAAGUGCACUGGUGUGGAGCAGGCAUGUGGAACACUUGGAAUAUUGUGGGGAAGUGCCGGUGUGUAAAUGAGCUUCUGAGGCACCAAUUUCAGUGCUGUCAAUAAUUUCCAAAAUAAAUUAAGCAAAUCAGUUUA
Messenger RNA from Artibeus jamaicensis (Jamaican fruit-eating bat), 3823 nucleotides. It is a transcript of the gene IFIH1, whose product is annotated as interferon induced with helicase C domain 1. Gene Ontology annotation, cellular component: cytoplasm. The record is from RefSeq and is a predicted model, not a curated record. Bases 314 to 3478 code for a protein of 1054 amino acids. The transcript has 17 exons. Gene Ontology annotation, molecular function: single-stranded RNA binding; DNA binding; hydrolase activity. Lineage: Eukaryota; Metazoa; Chordata; Mammalia; Chiroptera; Phyllostomidae. Gene Ontology annotation, biological process: response to virus; positive regulation of interferon-beta production; innate immune response.